Stylophora pistillata is the source of this 759-nucleotide messenger RNA. RefSeq lists its product as uncharacterized. Lineage: Eukaryota; Metazoa; Cnidaria; Anthozoa; Scleractinia; Pocilloporidae. The record is from RefSeq and is a predicted model, not a curated record.
UCUCAACGGAACAAAUGACAGGGGGAAGAACGAGGAGUUGAAGAAUUACAAGAAUGAACCUGAGCGUUAUCAAAGAAGACUACUGAGGAAGCAAUUUGAUCCGGAAAUGGCGUAUGUUGACGCGUACGACUACCAGGCUACAGAAGAAGACUUAAACAAUAUGAAAUACUACCGUGAACGCUUGAACGGUCGUCCUCUCACCUCGGCUUUACGAAGUUUUGACAUCAACGACAAAUACGAAUCUACUCGCCUACCAGGCGUCUACGAGAUCACCCAAGACUCUAGAGUCAUUUACAUUGGUGGAAACCCCUGCCUUGCGAACAUACGGGACUGUUUAAAUGCUCAUUUUAGCGGGAACGACGGUCUUCCAAUUGGUCGAUACUUGAGCGGUCCAGCAAGGAACAAGUGGAAAUCGAUAUUUGUACGUUGGUUGACAUGCGCGAAACCAAAUGAGGUGGCCUGGUUCUUGUUAAGUGAUUUUCAAAUGCAUCAUGGGUAUUAUCCCCCCUUUAACUACCCCACAGAUAAGUCUUACCACAACGAAACCACACAACAAUAGCUAGCCUUUUCCAACUACAAACCCAUAUUGGAGAAAUUUACAUUGUCAUUUUCUUAUUUAGCUGUAUUAGUUUUGUGUUUUGUUCAUAAAAUCCUCCUAUUACAUUUUUUCUCAGACAAAAAGUAAGUGAAAGUAGUCUGAAAUCAAAAUGUUUUCUCACCACUGCUCAUCGGUUUUUGCAAAAGAAUAAAACGACUUUA